Chlamydomonas reinhardtii is the source of this 899-nucleotide messenger RNA. RefSeq lists its product as uncharacterized. NCBI's taxonomy places the organism in Eukaryota, Viridiplantae, Chlorophyta, Chlorophyceae, Chlamydomonadales, Chlamydomonadaceae. Bases 31 to 660 code for a protein of 209 amino acids. The transcript is spliced from 4 exons. Gene Ontology annotation, cellular component: chloroplast thylakoid lumen; photosystem II. Gene Ontology annotation, biological process: photosystem II repair; photosystem II assembly. The record is from RefSeq and is a predicted model, not a curated record.
AUUAUAUUUUGCGAGGCAGACUCAGCAAACAUGACCUUGUCACAGGCUGCAAGCAAGCAAUCGUUGGCAUCAAGGGCACUUCGCUCGCAACCAAAUGUAAUCCGUGCGCCUGCACGUGCAACCUGCUAUCGCCAAAAUGCGAUCUACUUGACGGGGUCGACAGGCCGAACCGAGUCGGGCUCAUUAACCAGCUCGUCUCAGCCAAACGCAAGCGUCAGCCGGCGAAGCGCGUUGUUAUCGCUGGUCGGCACCUCGAUUGUGCUUGCACGGCCAUCGGCUGUUGGAGCCGUGGAAGAGGUGAAGCUGCCGAAAGAGUAUCGCCAGCUGGUGAAGCGGCUGAGCGAGGGGCUGAGCGAGUCCAUUGAGACGGAGGCUAGCGGCGCUUCUGAGGCUGAGGUGCGGCGCGCGGCAGACCCGGCCAAGGAGGUGGUGCGGGAGUUUGUGCGCAAAUGGCGCGACAACCCGCGAGUUAGCUCCGACAUAACGCACGCCGAAAUUAAGGAGGCACUUGCGGAGCUGGGUGAGUUCUAUCUGGCGUACGGCCAGCGCACCAAGCUCACGCCCCCGGUGCGCGAGAGUGUGCUGCGCCACCUGAAGGCUGCGCGGUCGGCACUGCCCGAGGAGGAGGGCAGCGCCAGCAAGGUGCUUGGGCUGUUCUGAAGGGGCGUCUAGGGGCGUCUAGGUGCUUGACGCGAGGGCGGCAUACUGAACGGCAGGCUGCAAGUGCGCUGGAACGUACAGGUUUCCUAGGUAUGCCGUCAAUGGCGUAGGUUGGUCGUGUAACUGGUGCGCAUGACAGUGUUCUGGUGUCUACGUCGGGUGUCCACGUCGGUGAUGGAGACCCUCUGGGAAACGUCCAUUCGCCCAUGCCACGUUGGUGCAAUGUCUGAAGCCGAAGA